AUGACAGUCACGGUCAUGCUAACGGAGCGGUUCCAACUCUGGAACGACCAACACCUGACGGUCCAGCGGCAUGUCCACAUUCCACUACAAGCGAGGGGGACAUGCAAGCCACCCUUGUUGGAGAACUUGAAUCUGUAUCAGAGAAGGUAUCGCGUAGAGAAAGUUUCACAAAAGCUGUCCUCGCUAUGCCGCCCAAGCUGCGCGACGCGUCCUUCCGAUGGCAUCACGAAAGAGCACAGUGAUGCAGGGCCGCGUCAAGAUGGAAGUGUACUCGCAGUACCUCCAAGCAGCGUCGAAAAAAGGGUUCCUGAUCUUUGUACUCGCUACGGUUCUGCAGCAGAUGGUAUCUGUCAUGUCACCGUAAUGCUCAGGCUUUGGGGCGAGCAUAACCGCGAGAUGGGUGCCAACGCGGGAUUGACCGACAAGCGCAUGUGCUGCGCUUCUGAUUUGGGUUUUCUGCUCGCUUCGGAGCUCAAGCACCUUCAUGAUUCGAUGCUGCAUUCGGUCAUGCGUGCGCCCCUCAGCUUUUUUGAGACAACGCCAACGGGACGUAUCUUGAACUUGUUUUCUCGUGAUACAUAUGUUGUCGAUCAAAUCCUGGCGCGAGUGAUCCAAAAUCUGAUACGCACAAGCGCGGUUUGCGCUUCUAUUUUAUUGGUCAUCGGGUUCAGCUUCCCGCCCUUCUUGAUCGCCGUCGUUCCUCUGGCAUGGUUCUACUACAAGAUCACCGUGUACUAUCUCGCGACGUCACGGGAACUCAAGCGUCUGGAUGCGGUGUCCCGCUCACCCAUCUUUGCGUGGUUCUCGGAAUCCCUGGCUGGAAUUUCGACUAUCCGGCGUACGAACAACAAGCCGUUUUCAUUGCGAACAAUGCUCGUCGUAUUGAUCGCAACCAGUUGUGCUACCUUCCUAGUACUGCCGUCAAUCCGAUGGCUUGCAGUAAGAUUGGAGUUCGUUGGAGCAGUGAUCAUCUUCGUCACUGCUGUUUUGGCUGUCUCUGCCGUCAUGACCAGCAACGUUGAUGCAGGAUUGGUCGGUCUAGUUCUGUCAUAUGCUUUGAACACAACAGGUUCACUGAACUGGUUCGUCCGCUCCGCAAGUGAAGUAGAACAGAAUGUGGUUAGCGUCGAGCGUAUUGUCCACUACGCCAAAGACCUUGAGCCAGAAGCUCCUUACGAGAUCCCUGAGAAUAAGCCCACCUCUGAGUGGCCCACAGCUGGGGAAGUUGAAUUCCGGGACUACUCAGCACGGUAUCGGCCCGGGCUUGAUCUAGUCCUCAAGGAUAUUUCCAUGACCAUAAAACCGAAAGAGAACAUCGGAAUAUGUGGCCGGACUGGGGCAGGGAAAUCAUCGCUUCUUCUUGCCCUCUUCCGGAUCAUCGAGCCUGCAUCCGGAGCUAUCUUCAUUGACAAAGUAGACAUUACCAAACUUGGCUUGCAUGACUUGCGGUCCGCGAUAUCCAUUGUUCCUCAAAACCCAGAUUUGUUUGAGGGGACAUUGCGAGAGAACAUUGACCCUGUUGGCGAGCAUCAGGAUGUUGAUAUAUGGACUGCUCUGGAACAUGCCCAUCUGAAGGCAUAUGUCGAUUCACUCCCUGGGGGACUAGAUGCUCCGGUUCAGGAGGCCGGAUCAUCACUUUCAGCAGGUCAGAGACAGCUCUUGUGUUUCGCGAGGGCGCUCUUGCGCAAGACUAAAGUGCUCGUCCUCGACGAAGCAACAUCUGCAGUUGACCUAGAUACCGACCGAGCGAUUCAAGAAAUUAUCCGGGGUCCAAUCUUCCGCGAUGUGACCAUUCUAACUAUUGCGCACCGCUUGAAUACGAUCAUGGAGUCUGAUAGGAUUCUUGUUCUAGAUGCUGGGAGGAUUGCAGAAUUUGAUACUCCAAAGAAGCUGCUGGAGAACAAGAGUUCUAUCUUCCGUUCUAUGGCGAUGGAGGCUGGUCUAGUUCAGGUCCACCUUGAUGAUGCAGAAGUGAACGCACAGGAGUAAAUAUACCUAAUCAUGCACAAUAUUUCUUCAAGGGUCUUGUUCAGAAAUAUGACGUCAUAACUAUGUAGAUAUUGCCAUGUUCUUGCUCUGAAUCUUAUGUUUCGCUAUCAGCUAUUCAA
This is a messenger RNA of Suillus fuscotomentosus, 2108 nucleotides long. Its product is annotated as P-loop containing nucleoside triphosphate hydrolase protein. The transcript is spliced from 15 exons. Gene Ontology annotation, biological process: transmembrane transport. The record is from RefSeq and is a predicted model, not a curated record. Gene Ontology annotation, cellular component: membrane. Gene Ontology annotation, molecular function: ATP hydrolysis activity; ATP binding; ABC-type transporter activity. Bases 1 to 1989 code for a protein of 662 amino acids. NCBI's taxonomy places the organism in Eukaryota, Fungi, Basidiomycota, Agaricomycetes, Boletales, Suillaceae.